CAUCUCAGUCUCCUGCCUCGUGGUAGCACUCUGCGGCCUAUUGAACAUCUGAAAAAAGUAAAGUGUGAUUCAGUUUUACGUAAUCGCAGUCAAUGUGGUAAUAAACGCCGCUGCUCUUGCAAAAUAUUAGAUUUCAACUUCAAAAAUUCGAACUGGACUUCACUUUCUAAAAAAAACAUCAAGUUAAGUAAUUGCACUAAGAAACGAUCAUCUUUUUUCCAAAAAAAGAAUCUUCUAUUGAAAAAAUAAGGAAAACGUAUUGAUUUCCAAAAACAAAAAUAUAAAUUCUUAGGAUUGUAUUUUUAAAUAAAUAAAAAGAAAACAAAAAAAAAGAAGAAAAAAAAAGACAAGAAGCAAGAAAAAUUACAAAAUGGGUAUUCAAGACUUGCAACUAUUUUUGGAUGGUAAUAGCGUGCCAGGAGCAGCUGUACCAGUAGAUUUAUUAAAAAUUGGUAGGAAUAUCACUCAAAGGCAACGAACCCGAGUUGGCAAAGGACAACCACAGCCAAUUGCUACGCCUAAAUUAAAAUUGGUUGUCGAUGGUGAAUGUUGUCUCGAUAGACUUUAUGGAGGAUAUUUCUCAGAUUGGGCUUGCGGCGGUCAAUGGAAUCGAAUGUAUCAAUUUAUUCUCGUUUUAUUGCAAGCUACGGAAAUGCAAGGAGUCGAAUUAGCUGUAUUCUUCAAUGGAUCACUCGAGCCAUCCCGUCGUCAAGAAUGGAUUCAAAAUCAAUUAAAAGUCAGAUUGAAAGUGAAUAAUGUUUUAAAGCACAUCACAACCAAAGGUACCCCACCACCAAAAGUUUGGUGGACACCUCCUGUCUGUUUGCGUACAAGUUUACGCAUGGCUUUCCGUCAUCAUAACGUCACUGUGUUAUCCAGUAUGGAUGAUCAUCAUCAGGAAGUAAUUGCCUAUUGUCGUGAAUAUAACUUUAGUGGUCUCGUUGCUAAUGACGCUGAAUACGCAACAUUCGAUCCUCCAAGAUAUUUUUCCUCGGAACAAUUGAAAUUGACCUACAAGGGAUCAUUGGAAACAAAGGAAUAUAUAAUUUCUGAAGUCACGAAAGCAUUGAAUAUACCGGCCGAUCGAUUAUGUAUUCUUGCAUCUUUACUUGGUAAUUUUAUUUUACCAGAACACGAAUUAGCAGAAUUCUACAAAAAAUUGAAUAUUACGAUAAAUUUGAAUAAGACAAAUACCGAACAAACAAUUAAAUUAAUAGCAAAUUUCGUCAAAGAAUUGCCAUCGACUGAACUCGAUGUUGUGGCGCAAAAAAUUUUUGGAUCACUCAAUGAUCCAAGAAGCUCAAAAUGGAAGCAAUCUGUUCAAUAUUACAUCAAUGGUACCAAAGAGGGAUUCUUGAAGUACAAAACAACCAAGCCAACUAAAGGAUUUAAAUUCGAUUCGAAACAAGAUUCUCAUUUAAAUUCUUCCGACGCUGCUGGAUGUUCAGAGGACGAUGCAAAUUUAGAGAUGACGGGAUUCGCGUCUGAAACUGCGGAGAGUCAGAGAGAGACGUUGAAGGCCUACGAAGAGGCUACCGCGAGUGCUAAAGCUGCCAAUCCGGAAAUUGUGAUCGAACCACCUGGAAUCCAAGGACACGGAGACGCCGAUACCGUACGAGUUGAAGAAGAACAAAUACCGGCUGCAAUGGGAAAUGGACACGCUGCUGUCAAUGGAACUCACAAUUUAUUGAUAAGUACAUCGAGUUCAAGUAGCAAUUCAUCGGCAACAUCGCCAUUGCAUGAGAAAAAUGCAAAUUUACCGAGUACAGUGCCAGAGGUGAUGCGUACAGCUUCAGAACGUCAUCAAAAGGGUUUAAUGUCACCUUAUAUUUAUCAAAUUCUCACAGCCGGUGAAAUUAAAUUACCAGUACUAUUGGAGGAUGAAAAUAAUCGUGAAUUUCCAUCGAUUCAUUUAAUUUAUCGACCGGUACGCCAAAUGGUUUACGCCAUUCUGUUUAAUGUUCAUCAUCGUAUUUAUUUGGCGAACAAGAGCAAGGAGAAGGGAGAUACUGACAAAGUUGAAUUAUCAGACGUGACUAUAAAGGAAUGGAUUUGGUCGAAAACGAAUACUUACCAAUAUCCAGAGUUGGUAAAAGCUGAGCAAAUUGGUUGGGGCGUUCCAACAAUUCAGCGUUUGUGGUUUGGAACUGUGAUUGAUGACAAACGUCGACGACUUCGAGCUUUUGUAACGUGCAUGAUGUCAGAUACUCCGCUUAUGCUAAAUACUUCAUAUGUUCCUCAGCAAUUAUUAGUUAUGGCCUGCGUGUUAAGGUACAUUAUGACUUUCUCUGAUAAAACGAAAAUUCUGAGACGUCAGGAAUUGGAUGCGUUCAUUGUGCAAGCCUUCUCGCCAGAAUUAAUGAAUGCUCAGUAUCUACAAGACUUACAGUUACCGCUUGUGACUGCCCGUGGUGUUCAACUCGCGACACUCUUUAUGGCUGGCGUUGAAACUGCCCUCUUAGCAAAUGACGCGUGCGGUGCACCAAUUCCAUGGCUAAUGUGCUGCCCAUGGCUUUAUUUUGAUGGGAAAUUAUUUCAUCAUACACUCGCGCGUGCAAUGGUUGCUAAAAAUCUUCUAGAACUUUGCGGCGGACAUAUCGAGCGCGUUGUUAAAGUGGAGAGAAUGAGAAAGGCUAUUCUCGAAGGUGUUAAUGUUGUUUUCGCUAAACCACCACUGCCUCCUAUUAAUCCAGGUCUUCGAGUAUCGGUAACACAAAAUAUAAUGCCAGCUGGAUGCACAAUCAACGAUCCAAUAAUCCGCGGACGUGGAGCCAGUGUAACGCCACAACGUGGAUUAAUGAGACGUCCACCAGUGCCAUCGAGAGGUGGACAAUUGGAAAUUGCCGGCGUUGUUGUUGGCCAAUGGGGAGCAAAUUAUGGACAACCAGGUCGUUUACCACAACCAUUACAGGGACCGCCGCGUGGUCGACUUCCGCCUCAGGUGACUUCCGUUGGCGGUGUGAAACUUGGAUUCCCACGAGGAUUCAAUCACGUUGGACGUCCAGCAUUUCAAUCAAGGGGCAACAAUAAUCGCGUUCAAGUCACUGGAAGAGGGAAAAAAACACCAAUGAAGGCGACAUCAAAAAAGAAGGCAGUUAUUAAGAAAAAUAAAUCUGAUUUUGAGAGAAAAUUACCUACGAGUCGAGGAUUAACUGUGGAAGGUUUAAAUAACGAUUACGUUAGUGAGUCACUGGCAAAUUUGUGUUUAUCGAAAGAAGUUCUCUCAGUGCCCGGACAAUUUGACGAUGCUAUUGAAAAUGGUCGUGUCGAAAAAGGCCAGGGAGAUGCCACACUCGCAAAUUCAUUGAAAGCCGAAAAUUAACAGGUUUUUUUUUUGCUUUUUAAAGAUUAAAAAAAAUCCUUUAUUAAAAAAUAAUGAACUUUGACAAAAAGAAACAAAAAUACCGGAUAUGACUCAAGACUGUAACCAAUCUAAUUAUUAUUAUGUGUCAAUUGAGAAGUUUUCCAUCACAAAUAUUUGUUUAGUUUCUACCCAAUUUAUAGGAUUAUUGUUUCUAUUUUUAUUUUUUAAUUUGAAUUUUACUCGAGAAUUAAAGAACUAAUUCGAAAUUUAUUUACUUCUAGAAUUGAUUUCAGAAUUAAUUGAAAAACUGAUUUAAAAAUUAAUUAAAAUCAGAAAUUUGAGAAUUAAUCGAAGAGCUAAUUCGAAAAUUAAUUAAAUUAAAAAAUUCGAGAAUUAAAGAACUAAUUUGAAGAUUAAUUAAAUUUUGAUUUGAUAAUUAUCUUGAGAGGAGAAAAUAAAUAUUUGUGAUGAAUUUCAAUUGACAUGUUGAGCUAUUGGUGGGGCCAAAAAUUAACUAAAAAAAAACUAGUUAAAGACAACUCCAAAGCGCUAACAAAAAAAAAUAAGGGUAUCGACAAUAUCCACUUAAAAAAAAAAAUUCUUGUCUCACACAAUGCGAUGUCCUCACUGCCAAAUAAAAAAAAAACCACACACUGUAGAUUAAAUCGUGCUUCUGCUGAAAAGCAAAAAAAAAGGGAGAAAAAAAAUAAGAAUUUUUUUAAAUGUCGCUUGUGCCACCGUGGAAUGUAAUUAAAAUCGACUGAUUAGUGUAUGCAUGCGCGCUAAUUUUUAUUAAAAAAAACGAGAACAAGUCGUGGUCAACUGCUACAAGUAUUUACUUCUUAAGGAGCGUGAUUAUUUUUUUUACACAAUGAAAAAUAUAUAUUUUUCGGUAUUAUAUGAAAUGCUCGCUUUUGUUCUCUUGGGUCAUCUAAUUUUCCCAAAGAAAAAAAGAAAAAUGGAGAUAGAAAAAAAGGAGGAGAGAAGUAAAAAAUUCUAAAUGUAGAAUUAACAAAAAAAUCGAGUCAGAAUUAUUCUGACUUUUGUAGAUAAAAAUUGGGAAUAAAAACCAAGAAAACGGAGCGAAAUCGAGACUGAUGCUUUUCAUAUAAGUAAAAUAUAUAUUUAUAUAUGAUUUAGGUUUAGAGUUCCCGUAGAAUUAAUACAAUACGUAAGUUGUGCGUGCAUACCCCCCCAGAAAAAAAGGAAAAAAAAAGUAAAACUUUUGACUGCGAGAAUGCGCAAAACUAUAUAAAUGGAAAGAAUUGUGAAUACGUUAUUUAAGAAUGAGGGAAUUUACUAUAUUGGUGUACAUAAACGAGUUGUGAUUAUAGUUUUAUACACUGUGCGUAUACGUGUUCUUCUUCUUCUUCGAAAAGAAGAAGACGACGAUUGGAAAAAAUGGAAAAGAAAAGAAAAGAAAAGUCUUUUCUUUUCCAUAAAAGAAACGAAUUUUCCUUUCCUUUUCAUAAAAAUGAAAGGAAGGGAAAAUAAAUGAAAGGAAAGAAAGGAAAAGAAAAAGAAAAAGAAAAAAGGAAAACAAAGAAAAGAAAGGGAAAAUAAAGAACGCGUAUACGCCUUUGCGCGAAUAGAAACAUAUAUUUAUUUGCUGGUGCGUCUGAAAUCCACCCGAGUGACUGUGAUUCGAUGCAUGCAGGCAGACUUUGCAUUUAUUUUUUUUUUACCCCAAAAAAAUCGAUUAAUAUUAGAAAACGAUUUUUCCAAUUUUGAAUUUCGCGAAAGAAAUUUAAAUUCUGUUAAUUAUUAAUUUUUUUUAACUAAAAAACAACAUUGAAAAUAUUUGACAUGAAAUUUCAUUUCUGGAAAAAUUCGUUUUCCAAUUACGAAAAAAAAAAUAAUAUUUUUGUUUUAUCAAUAAAUUUCCUUUUUAUUUCAAAAAGAGAUUUGGCGAAAAAUUGAAACAAUUUUUAUCGUUCUGGAUUUGUAUCAAAAGAGAAAAAAACUGAAUUCGUCAAAAAAAAAAAAUCAAUUUAUGAAUUCAAAGUUUGUCUGUACAUAAAAAUGAUUAUUUAAAUGAAUUUCUAAAUUGAAAAAAAACUUGGGGGGUUUUUUUUUAGGGGCGGGUUUAAGGGGAAAUGGAUGAAUAAAUAUAAGAAUAAUAAAAAAAUCGAUUUGCGAAAUUGUGAUAAGUUGCUCUCUGAGCGGCCUUAUUUUGUAGCAUAUUUACACGAAGUCUGUUUUUUGCUUAAUUGUACAUAUGAGAGAGCAGUUGCGAAAGAGAGAGAAAGAGAGAAAAAAAAACGGUGUGAUUGUUGUAUAUAUACAUAUAUAUUUAUAUAUAUAUACAAAAGAAACAACCCUGUGAGCUGUUAUUGCACUUGAGAUUAGAAAGCAAGUUGUGUUAAAAAAUGAUUUUAAAAAAAAGGACCUAGAAAAUGCGAUUACUCUCAAAUUUUCCCCCAACGGCGAAAAAAAGUGGGAGCAAAUCGCAAAUUUAUUAUAAAAUGAUGAAAAACUUCUUUUUUUCAAUGAAAAAAUAAAACAUUAUUUUACAAAAAAAGUUUUUCGCAAAACACACAAAUGUUUAAACACAAAUAAGAAAAAUAACUAAAAAAAACAAGACAGCACGACAAAAAAAUGAAAAAAAUUUGUCGAUUCAAAUCGAAGACAAGAAAAAUGUGUGGCUACGUGCAGAUUUUACAAAAAAAAAAAAAAUAAAGA
Molecule: messenger RNA, 5986 nt
Organism: Leptopilina heterotoma
Lineage: Eukaryota; Metazoa; Arthropoda; Insecta; Hymenoptera; Figitidae
Product: constitutive coactivator of PPAR-gamma-like protein 1
Exons: 15
Coding region: 371-3322 (983 amino acids)
Cellular component (GO): nucleus
Source: RefSeq, a predicted model, not a curated record